ACCAUGUCGUUAGGCUUCGCACUCGCGUUCGGCUUUCUCGCUGUUGCUGCCAACGCGGUACACAUCGAGCGCAGGCCGGAUCUUGGGGAAUUUCAAGAUGAACGCGAGUGCUUCCCGUACGAGACACCGUGGUUAGCCGUGUUGAGAAACUUCGAGAACGACCCGUACAUCGGCGGCAACGCCAAGUGCAUCCGGGUCACGCAGACGGCUCCUCUCCAGGGCGACGUCACUGAGAACGUCGUCGAGUACGGACACACCGAAAAAGUGAGAAACAAGGUUACACUGAUGAGCACAGAAGGGUACCACCAUAAGAAUCUGAUGAACGUCACUUUCCUGGAAGGACCUGGAAAGGGAGCCCACCUCCUGCUGUUCAGCAUGUACUCCGAUUGCGACAAGUGCAAGGUGUACAGGAACCCUUACGCCGGCGAGGACGCUUGCACGCUCUUCGUGCCGGCAAGCAGGGCCAGGCAGAUCGACCCUGCGUGCCAGUUCAUAUUCAACCUGCUCUGUGGCAGCGACAAGCAUUACCACCUGCUGGACGACAGCUGCACUUUCUGAGCCAUUCACACCUCGAAGAAGGCUUGUAUAUGUAUACGGCCGCAAUUUCAUCGCGCCACCGUUACUUCGUCCUUCGGUUCAACCACCCUCAACAUCGAAAGACCAAAUAC
Molecule: messenger RNA, 668 nt
Organism: Dermacentor albipictus
Lineage: Eukaryota; Metazoa; Arthropoda; Arachnida; Ixodida; Ixodidae
Biological process (GO): symbiont-mediated perturbation of host defenses
Molecular function (GO): amine binding
Source: RefSeq, a predicted model, not a curated record